Saccostrea echinata is the source of this 738-nucleotide messenger RNA. RefSeq lists its product as uncharacterized. Gene Ontology annotation, molecular function: sulfotransferase activity. The record is from RefSeq and is a predicted model, not a curated record. The transcript is spliced from 2 exons. Gene Ontology annotation, biological process: carbohydrate biosynthetic process. The coding region runs from base 144 to 638 and encodes 164 amino acids. NCBI's taxonomy places the organism in Eukaryota, Metazoa, Mollusca, Bivalvia, Ostreida, Ostreidae. Gene Ontology annotation, cellular component: membrane.
AAGUCUGUUGUGGUGUUUUUAUCUUCUGUGGAAGUUGUCUUAUUCUCCUUGCUUGUAGAUCAACUAUAUUUGCGGGAAAAGUAUGGAAUUCCUUCAAUAUUCUUAACGAAAAAUAUUCUGUGGAUAAAUCAAAAUAUGGCCAGAUGUCUCCAAAAGAGUUAAGGGAACAACAACUGAAAAAAAGAGUUCAACAUUUGAGAUCAACAUGCAAAUCGGCUGACAUAAAUCGGUAUAACUUUGACUUUCGUCAAGUAUCUGAAAACUUUUAUGGAAAUAAAGAAGCUAAUUUAUCCUACUGCAAAGUACCGAAGGCUGGAAGUUCUUUCAUGACAGAAAUUUUCCUUGUCCUAGAAAAAGACAGAGCUCAGUCAGUUGAUGAAAUAUUUGAAAUUAGUCGGAGUCAUGUCCAUGCCAUUGGAAAUAAAAAACUAAGUACAUCUGCACUAAUUAAGGAAAAACAGCCGAAUUCGGUGACCUUGAUUGUCUCAAGGAAUCCUUACUCCAGGCUGUAUUCAGCGUAUGUGGACAAAUUCUACCUGUUCGGUCUUGUUAAAGCAGCUCGUGAAAUCUCAGACAAUAAUGGGAAGAGACGUUUGUCAUGCGGGUAUAAUGUAACAUUUCAAGAAUUUCUUGAUUAAGCAAAGCUUACGGUGGCUAUCAGAUAAAUAGACACUGGGCACCAGUUUAUUUACUGUGCCAUGCGUGUGACGUCAGAUAUGAUGUUGUGGGCAAAAUUGA